Vavraia culicis subsp. floridensis is the source of this 1527-nucleotide messenger RNA. RefSeq lists its product as uncharacterized. Bases 104 to 1450 code for a protein of 448 amino acids. The record is from RefSeq and is a predicted model, not a curated record. The transcript has a single exon. NCBI's taxonomy places the organism in Eukaryota, Fungi, Microsporidia, Pleistophoridae.
AGAUAAUUUUAUUAUGAGUAUGGCAGGAUCGUGAAUUUGAGUACCUCGCGAAUUUUUUGUUUUUAUUAAAAAUUGAAAUUUUAUCCUUGUGGAAAAAAUUGCAAUGAGCCAAAACGAAAUCGUGUAUGAGAAGGAGGACGGUUUGAUGAUGGAGAAAAAUGAAGGGAGCGAGCGUGAUUUUCUUUUAACACCUGCUAUUUCAGAUAAUAAAGAUGGAAACGAGGUACAAAAUUGGCCGGUUGAAGAUAGAAAGAAUGACAGGGUGGUUACGGAUGGUUCUAUCGGAUGCGCAUCUGUUGGGAGAAAUGUAAAAACAGCGAACCGUGGCUUAGACGGAUGUUUGGAUGAAGACUGGAGUAAGGAUCACACGGAUGAAAGGGAAGGCUCCAUCACAAUGACAGAUGAAAUGGAAGUUUGCAAAGAGACUGAACGCUCAGAGAAUUACAAUGAAGAAGAAAGUUGCAACACGGAUGGCAAUAAAAUUGCGAGUGUAAUAAUCAAGGAAGAAAAUGAUAAAAUGAGUGUUCUAGAGAUGAAAGUGUACGAGGUAAUGAUGGAUAAUGAAACUGUAAAAAAGUGUGUUCUAAGAGAUGAGCCGCGUUCUGACGUGGUAGUAGGAGAUGGAAAAACCGGUGAUCCAGAAGACAUUGAGGAAAAAAUAUUCGAGAAAGAAGUAGAUAGGGCCAUGGUGACUGACUAUGACAAGAGAGAAAAUACGAAAGAUCUGAGUUCUAACAAGAAAAUUGAAGCAGCACCUUCUCUAAAAGAAGAGUAUCUUUUGCCAGUUAAAAAUCUGAAUUUCUUGCUCACAGAGCUCAGUUUCCUCAUCAAGUCGCUAAAGAGCGGAGUUAUCCGUCAAAGUGUGAUAAAUUACGUCUCAUCUAUCGAUAAAGAGGUGGUAUCUCGCCUUUACUUCAAAUACAUCGCUCAUAUAAAACUAAUUUACAAGUUGAAAGUCGUUUACAACACCUAUAACGGUGACGAGUGUUUCUUCAGCCGCAUCAGUGUAAUCCUUAGGCUUUAUUUCAGGAUGAGUGAGGAAAUUGUCCGGUUUGUGGGUGACAUCUUCGGAAAAGACCAGGAUGAGUUAAAGGAUGUAUUGAAGUGCUUUGAAAAAGCCUACGCUGAGUUAAAAAACCUGGAUAUUAUGGAUUAUUUGGAGAUCUUGGAGGAUAACGGUUCUUUGGUAAGCAUCAAAGAUGCCGGAUGCGAUGUUUCGAGUACUGAGGCUGCUAGGGAAUUUGAUGAGGAGGCAGAGUCGAACACGGAGGUUAAAGAUGUGCACUCAGCCAUGGUGUUGUCCCCAGUGAAGCUACCAAUUCUCAACGAAGAAGAAAAGAAAAUUUUUUGCGAGCUUUUUGAGAUGUCUGCAAGCGUUUUAUCGCAUUUUAUCCUGGCAUACGUAUUUGUUCGUGACGUGCGCGAUUAUAUUGUCAUAAAUCAAGAUUAAUAAACUGCAAUGUUGAAUGUAUGUCCGAUAAAUUACUAAGAAAGAUUCAGAUGGAGGAUUUAUUAAAAGCAUCUAAG